Messenger RNA from Sebastes umbrosus (honeycomb rockfish), 1681 nucleotides. It is a transcript of the gene tubd1, whose product is annotated as tubulin, delta 1. Gene Ontology annotation, cellular component: cytoplasm; microtubule. Gene Ontology annotation, biological process: microtubule cytoskeleton organization; mitotic cell cycle. Lineage: Eukaryota; Metazoa; Chordata; Actinopteri; Perciformes; Sebastidae. Gene Ontology annotation, molecular function: GTP binding; structural constituent of cytoskeleton. The coding region runs from base 218 to 1534 and encodes 438 amino acids. The transcript has 8 exons. The record is from RefSeq and is a predicted model, not a curated record.
CGUUCUAACUUCCCGUGGCGGCAGCAGACGACAGACCGGGCACCGCUUUCAAACAACAAGAUGUUGACAGCUCCAUCAACUCAGUCAUGAAACCGGUGGAUCUCAGACUGUGUGUUCUCAUACUCUGACCGGAACACUAUCGAUCCUUCUGGAGAGUCUGCAGUCUUCACACCUGUGGGUGAAACGUGUCCCUAGUAACCGUCCAGCUGGGUGAAACAUGUCCAUAGUAACCGUUCAGCUGGGUCAGUGCGGUAACCAGGUGGGUCACGAGCUGUUUGACGUCCUCUGCAGCGAUGCUCCGGAGGGAGGGAGGAGAGAGUACAGCACAGCCAGCUGUGAGCGCUUCUUCCACCAAACUACACGUGGAGAGCUUGUAGCCAGGGCGGUGUUGAUCGACAUGGAGCCCAAAGUGAUCAACCAGAGCAUCAGCAGGGCUGCAACAUCUGGCAGGUGGAGGUAUGGAGAGACUGCACACUUCAGCCAGAAGCAGGGCUCUGGGAACAACUGGGCUAACGGGUUCUGUGUCCACGGGCCUCGUCACAGAGACGUGGUGGAGGAGCUGAUGAGGCGAGAGGUGGAGCGCUGUGACAGACUGGCCGGACUCAUGGCCAUGAUGAGUGUGGCGGGGGGGACGGGGUCCGGGGUCGGUACUUACGUUACUCAGUGUCUCCGAGACAUCUACCCCAAGUCCUUCAUCCUCAACCACCUCACCUGGCCGUACGGGACUGGGGAGGUGAUUGUCCAGAACUACAACUCGGUGCUGACGCUGGCUCAUCUCUACCAGCUGUCAGACGCCAUCCUGGUGCACGAGAACGACACGGUGCACAGGAUCUGCAGUCAGCUGCUCAACAUCAAACACAUCUCCUUCGGUGAUGUCAACGGGGUGAUCGCUCACCAGCUGGGCAGUGUCCUGCAGCCGGCGCUCACCGCCGACUCCUACGGAGGCUACAGCAGAAAUCCUCUGGGUGAGCUGGUGAGCGCCCUGGCGUGCCACCCGGAGUACAAGCUGCUCAGCGUGUGCACCGUCCCUCAGAUGCCUAGUGCCUCCAUGGCCUACAGCACGUUCAACUGGCCGAGCCUGCUCAAACACCUCCGACAGAUGCUCAUCUCCAACACCAAGAUGGACGAAGGUAUAGACUGGCAGGUACGUCCACCUGCCGGCUCUGAGCGAACCAGGAGCUUUAACACCUCACUGGCCAACCUGCUCAUACUGAGAGGGAAAGACGUCUACAGCGCAGAGACAGGUGGCUUUGAGGACCCGGCCCUGUACACCUCCUGGCUCUCAUCAGAAGAAGCUUUCAACGUGUGGAAAUCCCCGGUGCCUUUUAAUAAGUAUGAGAAAUGUGCUACGCUGGUCAGUAACAGCCAGGCUCUGCUCAGACCUUUGGAUAACAUGGUGGGGAAAGCCUGGAACAUGUUCGCAUCCAGGGCCUACAUCCAUCAGUACGUUAAAUUUGGGAUCUCAGAGGAGGACUUUCUAGACAGCUUUACGUCUCUUGAGCAAGUCAUCUCCAGCUACAAUCAACUGAGCUAGAAAUGGGAAAAACUAACAUGCACUAACAGGCUUGUUGGACUGUAUGUCAACAGAUCAUGUAAGACAUUGCUGAAGCUUUAAAAAACAAACAAAAAAAAUCAACAUGUAAAUAAAAUACAAUUUAUUUUAUUUGGGUUUACUGUUUAA